Messenger RNA from Emiliania huxleyi CCMP1516, 1242 nucleotides. RefSeq lists its product as hypothetical. The transcript has 5 exons. The record is from RefSeq and is a predicted model, not a curated record. NCBI's taxonomy places the organism in Eukaryota, Haptophyta, Isochrysidales, Noelaerhabdaceae. Bases 1 to 1242 code for a protein of 413 amino acids.
AUGCCCGCCACCACCGACCAGCUCCUCGUCUUCAGCGACGCGAGCGAGAGCGAGAACGACGGGUGGGAGCCUCCCGCGGCCCGCAAGAAGCCCGCGCCGGCCCGCAAGAGCGCUCCCGGCAAGAGCGCAAUCGCCAAGUCCGCCAAGACGAGCGGCGUGCGUCGGCCACAGCGGCGUGUGGCGGUGGCCGCGAGUGCGUCGAGCGACGAGGAGGACUCGGCCUCGCAGGACUCGGUCGCGAGCGACGGCGGGGUCGACGCCGCGUUCCAGGUCCUCAUGCGCAAGCUCGAGUCGCAGCAGAAGAAGGAGGGGGAGAAGGCGCGGCGCAAGGCCGACGCCGAGUUUGAAGCGAUCCGCGCGGCCAAGUACGACGAGGCGGAUGCAGAUAUCCGCGAGUUGAAGGAUGAGUUUGCUGCGAAGGCGAGCCGUGUGAGGAGCGUGCUCAAGCAGUGCCAAAAGGAGAUCGAGAGGGCCAACGAGCUGGAGGAGAAGAGCAUCCGCGAAUAUCGAAACCAGGCGGCGCACACGCUCAAGGAGUUCGAGGGGCAUCUGCGCGUGAUCGAAGAAAAGAAGGCGAGCGUCACAAACCUGAUCAACACGGUGUGCACCAAUCACAAGAAGAAGGUGGAGACGACGGUGGUGGCGGCGAAAGACGGCAUCGUGAGAAUCCCAAAGUCUGUGUUCGAGUCGGCGCCGGCUGAGGUAUCGUCGAGCAGCGACGUUGUGGCAAAGGUGCGGCGGCUCGAUGGAACAGUCGAUGAGCUCAAGCGUGUGACGCCGGACAACCCCAACUUUCAGCCGCGCAAGCCGACGCCCGGCAAAGUCAAGGCCGUCAACAAGGACGAGGCGCUCAUUGCCUUCUACACGCGCAAGGGCAUGCCGCUUCCUGACGAGCUCAAGGCGAAGGCCGAGGCGCUGAGGGAAGAGGAGGAUGCGGAGGCGAGGCGGGUCGCCGAGCGUGCGAAGCGGUUCGGGAUCACGCCGGCUGCAAAGCCGGCCGCGGCGCAAAAGGGCAAGCGGGGGCAGCCUGCGCAGGAGAGCGCCGGCGCGUCGCUGACGGAGGAGGAGCGGGCUGCGCGCGAGAAGCGCGCGAAGAGGUUUGGCGCCUCUGUUGGCGGCUCGGUGGGCGGCGGGGGCGGUGCGGCGGGGGCGUGCGCCCCAAGGAAGGAGCGGCCAAAGGGCGGGGUGAAGGUGCUGAGCGGGGUGGAGGGUGCGAUGGCGGCGGCGGCGCCGGUUGGGUGA